AUGGCUGACUUUGAAUUACCGUAUCUUGGAGAAGGGCUGGACAGAAAUGAGCCUAUUAUGGUUGGCUCGAGUGAUGAUGAGGAAGAUAAUAUCCAGCAUAGGCGAACGAGGAGACUGGGUGGUCCUCAUGGCACACCCAUACCUCAUCGUCGUCCCGAUGGGGGACUACGAAUAUUCUCCCCCGCGCCUGUUCUCCCGCCUAUUCCGUCCUACGGGGGACUACCCUUGUUCGCCCAUCUCCCGCCCUUUGCGCGCACGAGAGCACCCGAACCGGACCCCGAGCCGUACGAUGUCCGGAUGACCCAUGCGAGCGUCCGACCUCGACUGGGAUUCACAUUUGAUUUCGAGCAGCCUGAAGAAGAAGAACAAGAAGAGGUGGGGAAGCCGUUUGUGCCUCUCAAGCCUCGAGCGAGGACGCCGGUCAAGUUUAAGCAGACGAUCGAGAUUCCGGAUUCUCCGCCUUUACGAGCGACAGCCGACCUCGAGGUGAAGGGAAAGGGGAAAGAGGUCGAAACUGAGGAGUUUUCUGCUGCUACUGCUGCUGCUGGAGAUGUGCGACACAAGGAGAUUAUUGAGAUUUAUUCCGAUGACGAGGACGAGGACAAGGAUGGCGGCGAGAUGGUGUCUGUUCCGUCGAGUUCCCAGCAUCCUCCCGGCCCAACGACCAAGAUCACGUCGCUCUUGAUUUGCGCUGGGUGUAGGCGACCGUUGCGGACGGGCGGAGACAGGUUAUGGGCCCUUCGAUGCGGGCAUAUGAUUGAUUCGAGAUGUUAUUCUGCCUUUUCCCGACCCCUGUCUGCACGUCUCGAUCCUCCUGUCGGUGCUCCCCUCCUCGACGGUGGUUAUCCCCAUAAACGACGAAAGACGGGCAAGGGAAAGGGAAAACCUGCGGUUGAAGUGCACGAGUGGAAGUGUCCCGUCAAGGACUGUGCUAAAGUACACAAGAGCGAACGGACCGAGGAUGGAGAGUGGGUUCCCACCAAGGACCAUGGAGCCAUCAAGGUGUUUAUAUGA
Molecule: messenger RNA, 1014 nt
Organism: Rhizoctonia solani
Lineage: Eukaryota; Fungi; Basidiomycota; Agaricomycetes; Cantharellales; Ceratobasidiaceae
Product: Lipase
Exons: 3
Coding region: 1-1014 (337 amino acids)
Source: RefSeq, a predicted model, not a curated record